Molecule: messenger RNA, 1667 nt
Organism: Cicer arietinum (chickpea)
Lineage: Eukaryota; Viridiplantae; Streptophyta; Magnoliopsida; Fabales; Fabaceae
Biological process (GO): cortical microtubule organization
Cellular component (GO): cortical microtubule
Source: RefSeq, a predicted model, not a curated record
UAUAGCCGGCAAGAUCUCCACAUGGCACUAAUUCAUCUUCCGAACUAAACAAUUGAUUCUAUUCGUUUUGUCGUUUAUAACACCAUGAUUCAAUUGAACACAAGAAAUAGAAUCUAUGAUAGUAGAGUAAAGGUGGUGUGAGGGAAUUGGAGAGAAAAAGAAAUUAUAUAUCACCGUUUUUAUUUUUAAUUUGUAAUAAUAAUUUAUAUAAGGAUAGAGAAUACGUGGCUACAGUGAUGGUGCAGGACAACAUGAAAGGACGCAUAGAGCGAUUCGAAUGUGACAGAGAAGAGGAACUCUCGUUUUUCAGGGAAUUGAAGAAGCGCCAGAAUGAACUUAAUCCUAGCCUCUUGUUCGGUGUUUCUGAAGAUUAUGAAUGUGACUCUAAUUACGGUGUUAAUGGAAAGUUUUCACUCUAUAAAAUUCCUUCGGGGAGGAAAGAGUAUGGACUUGAGCUUCUGGAAACAAAUAAAAGCGACUUUGAUUGGUUGAAAACACCACCAGCAACUCCUCUGUUUCCAUCCCUAGAAAUGGAACCCAACGCCAAACUUGUCAUUCAGAAAGAGCUACCAAUUGCUCACUCUAUCUCAAGAGCACUAUUUGCAAAGAGUGAUGUGGAGACACUAAAACCAAAGACAAAUCAAACAAACUCAACAAAAUCAUCAAAACUUCCUAUGAGAUCUACAACACCAAGUCAUAACAAACAAAGACCAAACAUCAUUAAAAACACAAAUGAACAACAAUUAGGCACUCACCCUACCACAACCAACCACAUCAGUAAUUUCAAAAAAGAACAUGAUGCUACCAACAACACUAAACAUUCCAAUCCUCUAAAGAAAGCCAACAAUUUUGAUCAUUUCCUUUCUUUGAACCAAAAGAAAAAUGUUGAACCAAAUGAAACACAAAGGAAGCCUAGAAUUAGAGGUGUAUCUCCAUCAGUGAAACCAAAGGCUUCAGAUAUUGUAAUAGAACUCUCAAAUGAAACACCACAAAAUCUAAGGACAGAUAAAAGGUCAAGUUCAAGUACAAGAGGAAGAAGUACUACUAGAGCAUCUAUAAUUGGGGGGUGUCAAAAUCAAGAUCCUACUCCAAAAGCAUGUAGACCAUCAAGGUCACCAUCACCAAACAUGUCUAAUAAGAAUGGUUUGAACUAUUUAGACAGAACACAAAAGAACAUGAAGACACAAAAAGAAACAUUUUCUCUAGCAGCUGGAAGUAAUGAAAGUAGAUCAUAUUUUAAAGGAAGUAAAAUGGUAGAGAAAGUGGUGAAUGCUAGAAAAUCAAGUAUCAAUCAUAUAGACAGAGAAACAAAACUAAAGCCUAUUAAACAUAAGGAAAAAUAAGACAAGAAUAACUUACAAGUGGUUCUCCGGCAAUGUUUCAGACUGUUUUUCUGGAACGAACUACUGUGGCAAGGAAUUUUUGUAAUGUGCAGAAGAUCAUAAUAUAGGUUUAAAUGUUCUUAUUAUUUAUAUAUAACAAAAUGAGACAUAAAAACACUCAUUUUGAGAUGUUAUGUACCGUUUGGGAAACUUGAUUUGUUGUUGACUAGCUUAUAUUCCAUAUGUAACAAUAACCGAUGAAUUAUUAGUAUAAUCAUUUUUUUUCAGUUUACUUUUAUGUUUUAGUUUCUGAUUCGUUGUAUUAUGAAUUUUGAAGUAUUUUGA